AUGGAGCCAGAAACUAGCCCUAACUCUAGUGGCACUAAACCAGGUGCUGCAGACACUACUGGCAAGAAAGAAAAAUCCGCUGCACAGUUAAAAAAGGAAGCAGAAAAGGAAGCCAAAAGAAAAGCUAAAUUAGAAAAAUUUGCUAAGAAGCAGGGGAAGCAACAAGCUGCAACGAAGCAGGGAGGCGAUAGCAAGAAUACUGCAAAGCCUACUAAGAAGAGAGAAGUUACUAAAAUUUCUUACGAUAUUGAUACUAAACCAGGCGAAAAGAAAGAUAUCACUAGAUCUCUCCCAGAUAGUUACAGCCCAGCUUAUGUAGAAGCCGCAUGGUAUACAUGGUGGAUGAAGGAGGGCUUUUUCAAGCCGGAGUAUUAUACUGGAGAUGUAUCGACUCCUGUUCCUGGGGGAAAUUUUAUGAUCUGUAUACCUCCACCGAACGUUACUGGUUCUCUACAUCUGGGCCAUGCGCUAAUGUGCUCAGUUGAAGACUGUAUAACAAGAUGGCGUAGGAUGAAAGGUCAAAGAACUCUCUGGAAUCCAGGAUGUGAUCAUGCCGGCAUAGCUACACAAGUCGUAGUGGAAAAAAAAUUAUGGCGUGAACGUAAACUUACAAGACAUGACAUUGGAAGAGAAAAAUUUCUGGAAGAAGUCUGGAAAUAUAAACAUGAAAAGGGAGGAAGAAUCUAUGAACAAAUAAAAUGUCUAGCUGCUUCUGCUGACUGGGAUAGAGCAUUCUUUUCAAUGGAUGAUAAUUGCUGCAGGGCUGUUAAGGAAGCAUUCAUACGCCUUCAUGAUGAAGGAGUAAUUUAUAGGAACCUAAGAUUAGUAAACUGGUCGUGUAUCUUGCGCUCUGCGAUCGCUGAUAUAGAGGUUGAUAAGAGAGAACUAACGGGUCGUACUUUACUAAGUGUUCCAGGAUACGAUGAAAAAGUAGAAUUUGGUGUUUUAGUAUUGUUUGCUUAUCCAGUCGAGGAUUCUGAUGAACGACUGAUCGUUGCAACGACGCGUAUUGAAACUAUGCUUGGGGAUACUGCAGUUGCAGUUCAUCCCAAAGAUGAGCGUUACAGUCACCUCCGAGGAAAGUACGUUUUGCAUCCAUUUGCUGAUAGACGAAUGCCCAUCGUUUUUGAUGAUUUUGUAGAAAUGUCAUUUGGUACAGGAGCCGUUAAAAUUACUCCUGCUCAUGACCAGAAUGAUUAUGAGUGUGGAAAGCGUCAUAAUCUACCAUUUAUUGAGACGAUCGAUGAAAAUGGAAUGAUAACGGAUGCUUGCCCGCAAUUCAAGGGAAUGAAGCGAUUUGACGCCCGUAAAGCGGUACUCGAAGCUCUAAAAGAAAAAGGUCUUUAUAUAGAAACAAAGGAAAAUCCUAUGGUCGUCCCUAUUUGCAGUCGUUCCAAAGAUAUCAUUGAACCGUUACUAAAACCUCAAUGGUACUGCAAAUGUGAUGAUAUGGCUUUAAAUGCUGCUAAGGCUGUUCGAGACGGAAGAAUAAAAAUAAUUCCAAACAUGUUUGAAAAGACAUGGUUUCAAUGGCUUGAUAAUAUUAGAGACUGGUGUAUUUCUCGUCAAUUGUGGUGGGGCCAUAGAAUUCCUGCUUAUUUCGUUACUAUUAAUGAUCCUGAUGUAAAAAAUGGAUCUGAUGCUGACAAUCAUUUUUGGAUCAGUGCCCACAAUGAAGAUGAAGCUAUGAAUAAAGCUGUCAAUCGUUUUAACUGUCCAAAAGAGAAGAUCACCCUUAAACAAGAUGAAGACGUACUCGAUACAUGGUUUUCAGCUGCACUUUUCCCAUUUGCAAUAUUCGGUUGGCCAAAUGAGACUCUAGAUCUUAAGACAUUUUAUCCUGGUAGCCUUCUUGAAACUGGGCAUGAUAUACUUUUCUUUUGGGUUGCAAGAAUGGUAUUCUUUGGAAUGAAGCUAAUGGGAGAUGUACCUUUUAAAGAAAUUUACUUGCAUGCGAUUGUCCGUGAUGCACAUGGAAGAAAAAUGAGCAAAUCACUAGGCAAUAUUAUUGAUCCUUUGGAUGUUAUCUCAGGGAUAGGUUUAGAGGAUUUGCAUGAACAAUUAAGAAAUUCAAAUUUGGAUAAAAAGGAGAUAGCUAAGGCUAUACAGGGCCAGAAAGAAGACUUCCCUCAAGGCAUUCCAGAAUGUGGUGCAGAUGCUCUAAGAUUUACUCUUUUGGCUUAUUCUUCCCAAGGUAGAGAUAUCAAUCUUGAUGUAGGACGUACCUGGGGGUACCGGAAGUUUUGCAAUAAAAUUUGGAAUGCAACGAAAUUCGCUCUAAGUGUCAUUGGAAAUGACUUUAUCCCUUCAACUCAAGACUUUACGAAAGCAUCCUUAAUAGAUCAAUGGAUCCUUAAUCGACUCAGUAUGGCCACUGAUGUUUGCAAUAUGGGCUUUGAAACGUACAUAUUUCAAGAUAUGACUACGGCUAUAUAUAACUUUUGGUGGUACGAUCUUUGCGAUGUCUACAUUGAAUGUUUGAAGCCAGUUUUCCAGAAUUCAAACAAAGAAGCUCAAAACAUUGCUCGAAAUGUACUAUACAUUUGUUUAGAUCAUGGUCUUCGCCUACUUCAUCCAUGUAUGCCGUUUGUCACUGAAGAACUUUGGCAGCGCUUACCUAAUAGAACCAAGGAUUCGCCGCCGAGUAUCUCCGUCGCGAGAUAUCCCGAAAAUUUAUCUUGGAGGAAUACGAACAUUGAAGAUGAAGUUAACCUUUGCCAAGAAGUUGCGCGUGUUGUUCGUUCUAUUCGUACGGAAUAUCAAACCAAUAAAACAAAAACCGAUAUUUUUGUUAAAUGUACAAACGAGGAAAUCGCUUCUACUGUCUCGAAAUACCGUCAAGAAAUAACUACAUUGAGCUAUUCAUCUAACUUGUCCGUGAUCACGACUGGUGAUACACCACCAGGUUGUGCUAUUAGCACUGUAUCAGAUAAGUGUGAAGUUCACGUUAUGCUCAGGGGGAUUAUAGAUGUUCAGAAGGAAUUAUCUAAGCUUAGUACUAAGCAAAGUAGGCUAAAUGAACAGUUGCAAAAGUUGCAAGAAUCUACUCAGAGUGACAACUACGACAAGGUAAGCUUUGAUAAUAAUCAACCAAGGCAAGGCAGAUACCCAUUGUUGACAGUCACGAAAAAUAUUGUUCGUACAUGCUACAUAAUCUACCGAGAAUAG
This is a messenger RNA of Trichoplax adhaerens, 3168 nucleotides long. RefSeq lists its product as uncharacterized. Gene Ontology annotation, molecular function: aminoacyl-tRNA deacylase activity; valine-tRNA ligase activity; ATP binding. Lineage: Eukaryota; Metazoa; Placozoa; Uniplacotomia; Trichoplacea; Trichoplacidae. Gene Ontology annotation, cellular component: cytosol. The transcript is spliced from 31 exons. The coding region runs from base 1 to 3168 and encodes 1055 amino acids. The record is from RefSeq and is a predicted model, not a curated record. Gene Ontology annotation, biological process: valyl-tRNA aminoacylation.